AUGUUCAGAUCUGGUAUUCAAAAAGUAAGUUUCUUAUUGGGAUACAGGGGAAUUGACUGGUCCAAAUAGACAAGUCUGCGGAUAAAUAUAAACCGAGAGAAUAAGGGAAAAAAAGGAUAAAUUACUAACUAUUCAUUGUAGAGUUCCAUUCGUAAGUUGGCCACUUUCAUUUCGCCUGAGUCCGCUUUGCCAAAGAAGUACGGUGGUAAAUAUACCGUGACUUUGAUUCCAGGGGAUGGUGUCGGUAAGGAAAUCACUGACUCUGUCAGAACCAUCUUCAAAGACCAAAACGUUCCAAUUGAAUGGGAAGUUGUUGAUGUUUCGGGAUUAGAAGCUGGUAACGGUGUUACUGAGGCUGUUGAAUCGUUGAAGAGAAACAAGGUUGGUUUGAAAGGUAUCUUGUACACCCCAACCGGGUCCUCAGGCAAGUCUUUAAAUGUUGCAUUAAGAAAAGAAUUAGACAUCUACGCCUCUUUGGUUUUGAUUAAGAACAUCCCAGGUGUCAAGGGUAGAUUAGAAGGUAUUGACUUUGCCUUGGUCAGAGAAAACACCGAAGGUGAAUACUCGGGAUUAGAACACCAAUCGUACCCAGGUGUUGUUGAAUCCUUAA
Debaryomyces tyrocola is the source of this 610-nucleotide messenger RNA. The record is from the annotation of a GenBank genome assembly. NCBI's taxonomy places the organism in Eukaryota, Fungi, Ascomycota, Pichiomycetes, Serinales, Debaryomycetaceae.